Messenger RNA from Betta splendens (Siamese fighting fish), 2468 nucleotides. RefSeq names its product aminopeptidase like 1 (gene npepl1). Lineage: Eukaryota; Metazoa; Chordata; Actinopteri; Anabantiformes; Osphronemidae. The record is from RefSeq and is a predicted model, not a curated record. The transcript is spliced from 12 exons. Gene Ontology annotation, molecular function: manganese ion binding; metalloaminopeptidase activity. Bases 93 to 1664 code for a protein of 523 amino acids. Gene Ontology annotation, cellular component: cytoplasm. Gene Ontology annotation, biological process: proteolysis.
CCUCCACGGCUGCCGUCGCCGGUCCGAACCAGUGAGCGACAACAGUCGGUCUGUGGUCCGCUUUACCGUCAGUUAGCGUCGCACAAGCAAAAAUGGCGAACGUGCUGCUGGAGUUCAAGUCUUCUGCCGGUGAUUCCGAGCCGCAGAGCCGCCCGGUCCUGAUCCUCGGACAGCACGCCAGCCUGCAGCGAGUCAGCUGGAGUCAGAUUAAGGCGAAACUGCAGCCAGUCGUUAGCAAAGAGACUUGGCAGGCAGCUCUCAGUUCUUUGAAUCCAAACCCUACUGACAGCUGCCCUCUGUACCUCAACCAUGCUACGGUUGCUGCCCUUCCUUCACGGGUCAGCAGGCACAACAGCCCGUCUUCUGCCCACUUUGUGUCCCGUCUGGUCCGUUCCUGUCUGCCCGGAGGCAACAAUCGUCUCAUUAUUAUGGUGUGUGAACGAUCAGAAGUGUUUGCCUCCUCCUGUGCCAUCUCCAGGGCAUUCCCUGUCUUCUCCCGCCGCUCUGCUUCCUCACGCAGGACUGAAAAGAAGCAUGUCACUGUAGAAUUUGUGAUUGUUGGGCAGGACAGUGCCUCCCUGAAUAUGGCAGAAGUUGAGUGUCUCUCUAAUGCUGCUGAUGGUGUGCGACUGGCAGCUCGCAUUGUGGACACACCAUGCAAUGAGAUGAAUACAGAUGACUUCUUGAAUGAAAUCAAGGCUGUGGGAACUGAACUUGGAAUCACUCCCGUGAUCAUACGCGGAGAAGAACUAAAGCAAAGAGGUUUUGGAGGUAUAUAUGGAGUUGGAAAGGCAGCGGAGCAUCCUCCUGCAUUGGCAGUCCUGAGCCACACACCUGAUGGUGCAACCCAAACCAUUGCUUGGGUGGGGAAGGGCAUUGUGUAUGACACUGGAGGACUUAGCAUCAAGGGAAAGACCACAAUGCCAGGAAUGAAGAGAGAUUGUGGUGGAGCUGCUGCCAUUUUGGGAGCUUUCAAAGCUACUAUUAAACAGGGAUUCAAGGAUAACCUCCAUGCAGUGUUUUGCCUUGCAGAGAAUGCAGUUGGACCCACCGCCACACGCCCUGAUGAUAUCCAUACUCUGUAUUCUGGAAAGACUGUGGAGAUCAACAACACUGAUGCGGAGGGUAGGCUAGUGCUGGCUGAUGGAGUGGUUUAUGCUAACAAAGACCUAUCAGCUGAUAUUAUUCUGGAUAUGGCCACUCUGACAGGGGCACAGGGAAUCUCCACAGGAAAGUACCAUGCAGCUGUUAUGACCAACAGCGAGCAGUGGGAGGUUGCUUGUGUGCGUGCCGGUCGUAGCAGCGGCGAUCUUGCUCAUCCCCUGGUUUACUGCCCUGAGCUGCACUUCAGCGAGUUUACGUCUGCCUUAGCUGACAUGAAAAACUCUGUGGCUGAUCGCGAGAAUGCCCAGAGCUCCUGUGCUGGCCUCUUUAUUGGUUCCCACUUGGGCUUCGAUUGGCCUGGUGUCUGGGUCCAUGUUGAUAUUGCCUCUCCUGUACAUGCUGGUGAGCGUGCCACUGGAUUUGGUGUUGCUUUGCUAAUGGCCUUGUUCGGUCAGGCGUCCGAUGACUCCAUGUUAAAUCAAGUGUCUCCUCUGGGUGCGGCCACCAACGCAUCUGAAGACCAGAUGACGCGCGACUGCAAAAGACGACGACUGGUCUAGAACAGAGAAUGGUUUACUCUUCGACUGCUCCGCUGCCCACACACACACAUACACGCACACACACACAAAGUGGCACUAAGCUGGUGCUUAUUUAGUCACAGGAAGCUGUGAUUCAGUUUUCCGUAUUUGCUCAAUUUGACUGCAUUGAAUAAAGCAGAUGAUCAUUAGUACAUGAUAUGUGUGAUAGUUGUUUAUGAUAAGUCACAGGUCCUCACUUGCCUCCUGACUUGGCACUUGCUGCAUCAAUCACCUUCAUAGCUGCUUCACUGUUUAGUUGCUUUUGAUGUAUUGAAUAUUAUAACCAUGCGGGUGGUUUACAGUAUGUUCAAGCUGUAAUCAUUUAGGCUUAAUAAACUCCAGUAUUAGUUCACCAACAGUAAUCCAUUAUAAAUGUUCUUUUUUAUUAAUAAUCAUUAAACGUUGCCUCCAUAACACCCACACGCUGUUUCCACCCACCUCGUCGGCACAUUGUGUUGUACUUUGAUACUUUAUGCAAAUUAAGGACUUACAUGUUGUCUUUGACAUUACAAGAAAUACUGCAUCAGGAUCUGUAAAGUUGGAGUUUAUUCUUGAGCCGAUAACCACUGCACUUUGUAUUCACCCUGUAAAUAGCUGGGCAGUCUGAUCUGUGGACCAAACUGAGGACUGAAUGCUUGCUGCAGUCAAACCUAUUUCACAGUGGUUUCAAGUUAGUAAAGACAGGUAUUACCACAUAGGCCUUGUCAGAAACACAGAUGUUUACUGCGAUUUUUUUUUUCCACCCUUGUGACAAUCAUGUCCUUCACUAAAGGCAGUGCCAUCUGA